This is a messenger RNA of Geodia barretti, 1374 nucleotides long. Lineage: Eukaryota; Metazoa; Porifera; Demospongiae; Tetractinellida; Geodiidae. The record is from the annotation of a GenBank genome assembly.
AUGGGGCAGUUGCCCUUUGCCGAGGAAGACUCACCGAACAAGCGCCGAAAAGAACUCGGGCCCAGAGCAAAAAGUGAUAUUCCGGUGAACCCCUCUUCCGACUCCCCCCGACGCUGGUACAGCCGGCGGUCCUUGGUAACGCUGGCGCUCCUCGGCGGCAUCCUGGCGCUGGCAGGCUUGGGUUGCGACGCCAAUGCCCACCAAUCCAUCCUGAGCUCCACCCCCUGGACCUUGGACGGCGUGGGCGGGCCGGUGGCGCGCGAGCAGUUGCUGCUUUUCAACGUCCUCCUGUGGACCAUGGUGAUUGUAUUCGUCCUGGUCGAGGGUGCCCUUCUUUACGCCGCCAUUCGCUUCCGCCGCAAGCCCGGCGACCCGCUGCCCCCGCAGACCCACGGCCACACCCCCCUGGAGAUUGCCUGGACUAUCGUUCCGACUAUCCUUAUCUUGGGGUUGGGCGUAUGGUCCGUGAUUGUUCUGUUCAAACUCGAACCUGGCGAGGCCAUCGCGCUGGCAAGGGCCGAGGGGCGAGAGCCGUUGCGGGUCGAAGCGGUGGGACACCAGUGGUGGUGGGAAUUCCGUUAUGAAGACCCAAUACCCGGAUCAGCCGACGACGCCCUGGUCACCACGGCCAACGAAAUGCGCGUUCCGGUGAAUACCCCGGUCAUCAUGGAACUGAAGAGCGAUGACGUGAUCCACAGUUUCUGGAUCCCCAAGCUCGCCGGCAAGCAGGACGUGGUGCCCACCAAGACCAACUCGAUGUGGUUCCUGGCCGAAGAAACCGGGAUGUACUACGGGCAGUGCGCCGAGUUCUGCGGCACCGCCCACGCCCAGAUGAAAUUCCGUGUCCACGUGCUCGAGGAGGCGGAUUACAAUGCCUGGGUCGAUGGUUUCGCCGAACCCGUCGAAUUGUCCGCCGAAGCGUCCCGGGGCCAGUUGGUGUUCCUGGGAGAUGGGCAGUGUGUGACCUGCCACACCGUCGGAGCCUCGGACACGGUGAAUCCAGCCACGGGCGAAGGUGUCCAGCACGGCCGUAUGCAGACUUACAUUGCAUACACCAAGUGGCUGGACAAACGUGCGCAUGAACGCCUCGAAGAUGUUCGAACCGGAAACGAACCGCCCACCGCUUUCGCCGCGCCGAAUCUGACCGAUUUCGGGUGCCGUACGACACUUGGGGCGGGGUUGUUGGACCGCAAUCGGGAAAGCCUGCGGCAGUGGAUCCGUGACCCGGAUGGCAUCAAGCCUGGCAACCGCAUGUCCGAACUCGCGGCCAUCUACCAGACCCGCUUGGACCAUCGAGCUGACCUCACCGAGACGCAACUGGGAGACCUGGUGGAAUAUCUGUCAGCCCAGGGACCCGACAUCUGCCUCCGGUAG